ACACCAGAAAAAAAAAAGCAGAAGAAGAAGGGUUGCAGUAGAGUUGAAGUUGAUCAAGAACUGCGGAGAGAGAGAGAGAGAGAGAGAGAGAGAUCUGGAAGAGAUGAAUGAAGGACAAGAAUACGUAUGGAUGGGUUCAAUUCCUCUUCAAAUUCAUCUUCAUGAAUCUGAAGUCACCACUCUUCCUCCUCCUCCACCCGCUCUCGUUUUGGCUCCUAGGAUGGGGUACUUGCCUUUGUUGAUUUCUCUAUUGAAGCCUCAUUUCUGUACCACACUUCCUCCUGGAGUAGAUACCAUUUGGUUUGAGUACAAAGGAUUGCCUCUCAAGUGGUAUAUACCAACUGGAGUUCUUUUUGAUCUUUUGUGUAUGGAACCAGAAAGGCCGUGGAAUUUAACAGUACACUUUAGAGGAUACCCAAGUAAUUUAUUGCUUCCAUGUGACGGUGAAGACAGUGUGAAGUGGAGCUUUAUCAACUCACUGAAAGAGGCUGCAUAUGUAAUAAAUGGAAAUUGCAAGAAUGUCAUGAACAUGUCUCAAACUGAUCAGGUGGAGCUCUGGGGCUCUGUUUUAAAUGGUAAUCUGGAAUCUUAUAGACGGGUGUCAUCUAAGCUUAAGCUUGAAACUAUUGAAGAUUUCGUCCCAAAAAAAGAAACUAUAGAAGAUGAACAUACAGAAAAUAUUGAUUCAGUCUCAAAUAAAUCUGAACAAAGUACCGGGGAUGCUGAAGCUGCUGGACAAGUGAAGACAAGUAGGAUUCCUGUUCGUUUAUAUUUGUGGACUGUCAACAACGAUUUUGAUGAUUUUGAAGAUGCUCCAAACAUUGAUAACUGGGACAAAGUCUCGUAUAUCAAUCGACCCGUUGAGAUUUACAAAGAAGAUGAUAAGUACUUUAGCUUAAACGAUGCAGUGAAAAGACUUCUGCCCGAGUACUUUCCAGAAAGUUCCUUUGUUAAUGAAGAAGAUGCAAACAUAAAUCAAAGCACAGAAGAGGGAGAAAAUUCAUCUGAUCCAGCGUCAUCUUCCCACCCGCUUGAGAUUGCAGAAAUCAAGUGCGUACGCAUUCAAGGGAUCUCUGACCUGCCUUUGGAAAUACCUUUUUCUUGGGUGGUUCACAACUUAAUGAAUCCUGAAUAUUUCCUUCACAUGUGUGUUUGCUUGAAAGUUUCAGAAGCCAAUCCUGUGCAGUAGGGAUAACUUCUACUAUUUUAGCCUUCUCUUUUUUUUUUUUUUCACUGAAAAAACAUAAUGCAAUUCUUUUGUAUAUAAUAGAUGUACAGAAUGGUUUCAUAUUAUAUUGAUUGAUUUCCUAAUUCGUUUUCUAUUUUACA
Medicago truncatula (barrel medic) is the source of this 1329-nucleotide messenger RNA. Its product is annotated as autophagy protein 5. Gene Ontology annotation, biological process: piecemeal microautophagy of the nucleus; protein lipidation involved in autophagosome assembly; autophagy of mitochondrion. Lineage: Eukaryota; Viridiplantae; Streptophyta; Magnoliopsida; Fabales; Fabaceae. Gene Ontology annotation, molecular function: Atg8-family ligase activity. The coding region runs from base 104 to 1189 and encodes 361 amino acids. The record is from RefSeq and is a predicted model, not a curated record. Gene Ontology annotation, cellular component: phagophore assembly site membrane; phagophore; autophagosome. The transcript is spliced from 8 exons.